This is a messenger RNA of Mangifera indica (mango), 1521 nucleotides long. RefSeq names its product receptor-like protein EIX2. Gene Ontology annotation, molecular function: protein binding. The transcript has 3 exons. The coding region runs from base 1 to 1521 and encodes 506 amino acids. The record is from RefSeq and is a predicted model, not a curated record. NCBI's taxonomy places the organism in Eukaryota, Viridiplantae, Streptophyta, Magnoliopsida, Sapindales, Anacardiaceae.
AUGCCAUCUUCUUUAGGAGAACUUUCAUCAUUAGAAUUCCUAGAUAUUUCCAAUAAUCAACUGAAUGGAACUCUUUCUCAGAUUCACUUUACUAAUCUCACAAGGCUGCUUGUGUUUACUGCAAAUGAAAACUCAUUGGUGCUGAAAGUUAGUCCUGAUUGGGUUCCUUCUUUUCAGCUUGAAUCUUUACAGUUGGGAUCUUGUCGUUUAGGGCUUCAAUUUCCUUCAUGGGUUCACUCACAAAAAUAUUUAUAUUCUCUGGAUUUAUCAAACGCAGGAAUUUCAGAUACAAUUCCUGAGUCGUUUUGGAAAUCUAUCCACCAAUUUGAAUUUUUAAAUCUCUCCAACAACCAAAUCCGUGGGGAGAUUCCAAAUUUGAGUGAGGUCACCAAAUUGAAGUAUCUUGACUUGAGUUCUAAUAAAUUUUCAGGUCCAUUGCCUCUGGUAUCCUCCAAUCUGGUUCAAUUAGAUCUUUCCAAUAAUAGUUUGUCAGGAUCUAUGUCCCACUUUCUGUGUUAUGGGAAAAAUGGGUCAAGGGCAACUCGAAUUCUCAACCUUAGAUAUAAUCUUUUAUAUGGAGAGUUGCCUGAUUGCUGGAUGAAUUUGCAAUCCUUGUCUGUUCUGGAUUUGGAUAACAAUAAUUUCAGUGGUGUCCUUCCUGUACUUGAUUUUGGUGAAAAUCAGUUGGUUGGAAAUCUUUCAACAUGGAUUGGGAAUUCUUUCUCAGAUAUGGUGAUUCUCAACCUGCGUUCGAAUAAUUUCCAUGGACUUUUCCCCGCUGAACUUUGCCAUCUUGUGAAUUUACAAAUCCUGGACCUUGCUUCCAACAACCUUUCUGGAACAAUACCGAGCUGCAUCAGCAACAUCAGUGCCCUGGUGAUUAUAAACUUCACUGGAAUCAGCAACAGCAUUGUAAAAGAAGAUUUUGUUGAAGAUACAUCUGUUGUGGUAAAAGGGCGUAUGUUAGAAUAUCACACCACUCUUAAUCUGGUAAGACUUGUUGACCUCUCUCAUAAUAGUUUCUCAGGCGAGAUACCUGAACAAGUGACAAGUCUGGGAGCAUUACAGACACUUAAUUUGUCACACAAUUCUUUUACAGGAACAAUCCCUGAGAAUAUUGGUCACAUGAGAUCAAUAGAGACACUUGAUUUAUCCGCAAACUAUCUUUUUGGUGAAAUCCCAGAGAGUAUGUCAAAUUUGACAACUUUGAGUAGCUUGAACUUAUCCAACAACAAGUUGAUUGGGAAAAUUCCUUCAAGCACUCAACGACAAAGCUUUGAGGCCUCUUCUUUUACCGGCAAUGAACUUUGUGGACCUCCGCUUCAGAAUUGUAUUGUGAUUGUUCCAAAUCCUGAGUACAAAAAUAGAAAUGGUAAUGAACAUGAAGUUGACUGGUUCUAUGUGAGCAUGGCACCCGGGUUUGUGGUUGGCUUUUGGAGUUUCAUUGGUCCUCUUCUCGUUAAAAAAAGAUGGAGAUAUUGUUGGAGAAGAGAGGAUGUGCUGUUGUGCGUGACCAUGUAA